AUGACUAGAUCAACUGUGGUGAUAAUUGGCGCCUCUCACGCCGGACUUGGCGUUGCAAAUGGACUGCUUAAAUCAGACUCGGACAAGGUCAAAGUUGUCUUGAUCAAUCCGUCGGGAAAGCAUUACUUCAAUAUUGCGGCUCCUCGAAUCCUGGCUAAGCCCGACUUCUUCAAGCAGGAUCAAUAUCUGCUCUCCAUUGAAAAGUCAUUCGCGCGUUUCCCCAAAGAAGCUUUCCAAUUCAUCGAAGGAACAGCAACGAGCAUUGAUACCGCCUCAAAAUCGAUUAAGGUCUCAUCUCUGCAAUCCGAUCUUCCAUACGACUAUCUUGUGAUUGCGUCCGGUAGCACCACUACCUCCUCCCUGCAAGGAGAGCCGGCUCCUUUCAAAUCGUUCGGCGACCAUGAUAUCGACGCCUCUAUUCGCUCGUUUCAGAAGAUUAUUUCCGAUGCCAAAAGUGUCAUCAUUGGAGGAGCUGGCCCGGUUGGUGUAGAAUUUGCUGGCGAGCUUGCAGAGGCAUUCAAAACCAAAAAGGGCAGUUCUAUUACCCUCAUCUCGUCGACAAAACAUGUCCUGCCCGUUUUGAAGGAAGGCAGCAGCAUUAUGGCGGAGAAGGUCCUCGCAGAGAAGAACGUCAAGUUAAUUACCUCACGCAAGGUGGUGAAGGCUGAGCGCGUCAGUUCCAGCAGCAAAACUCAGUGGGUUGUCAGCCUUGAUAACGGCGAGCAGCUGGAAGCAGACAGUUACAUUUCCACGAUUGGUGCUCUCCCCAAUAACCAAUUCAUUCCAAAGGAACUCCUGUCCGCUGAUGGCUGGGUCAACGUGGAUGAUAAGCUGCGCGUCAUGGGCGGGUCGGAAAAUGGUUCAAUCUACGCUCUUGGAGACAUUACAGUACUCCCCUUGCGCACGGCAAUCAAAGUGGCAGAGCAGGUCCCCGUUGUUGUCGCCAAUCUCAAAGUUGGAAUCCUUGGUCACGGAAAGUCCGCUACCUAUUCUUCCAAUGGCUCUGUCAUGAUGCUUGUGCCCAUUGGGGAAAAGACCGGCACGGGUCAGAUGUUUGGAUGGAAGCCUUGGGGAAUGCUAGUUUCCAUAAUCAAAGGGAAGGACUUUUUCGUUUCAAAGGCAGCUGGGAUGCUGGGGUUGAGCUGA
Penicillium nucicola is the source of this 1146-nucleotide messenger RNA. RefSeq names its product NAD(P)/FAD-dependent oxidoreductase. The transcript has a single exon. Bases 1 to 1146 code for a protein of 381 amino acids. Gene Ontology annotation, molecular function: electron-transferring-flavoprotein dehydrogenase activity; flavin adenine dinucleotide binding. NCBI's taxonomy places the organism in Eukaryota, Fungi, Ascomycota, Eurotiomycetes, Eurotiales, Aspergillaceae. The record is from RefSeq and is a predicted model, not a curated record. Gene Ontology annotation, cellular component: cytoplasm.